Molecule: messenger RNA, 1201 nt
Organism: Adineta steineri
Lineage: Eukaryota; Metazoa; Rotifera; Eurotatoria; Adinetida; Adinetidae
Source: the annotation of a GenBank genome assembly
AUGGCAGACCAAGUAGACGAACACGCAAACCUUUCCAAUACCCAAAAAAUUGUUUCUUCCCUCAUUGCUGGCGCUUGUGCAGGUGCCCUAGCGAAAACAACCAUUGCACCAUUUGAUCGAGCGAAAAUUAAUUUCCAAGUUAGAGUAGAUAAAUUUAGUUAUCGUCGUUGUUUUAAAUUUCUAAAAGAAUCAUAUCGAAAUGAAGGUUUUAUGAGUUGGUAUCGUGGAAAUUCAGCCAAUUUAGUUCGUGUCAUUCCUUCAGCAGCUAUUAAUUUUACAGCACAUGAACAAUGGAAACGUAUCCUUGGCACUGAUAAACACGAAAAAACUCCUGGUCGACGAUUUAUUUCUGGUUCUUUAGCAGGUGUUACAUCAGCAACGAUUACUUAUCCACUUGAUUUAGCACGUGCGCGUAUGGCAGUGACGAAUAAAACUGUGUAUAGUAAUUUAUUCUCCGUCUUUCUAAGCAUCCUAAAAAAUGAAGGUGUUACAGCUUUAUAUCGAGGUGCACUUUUAUCGUUAGUCGGUGUAUUACCAUAUUCUGGUUGUGUUUUUUUUACUUAUGAAUCGCUCAAACAUAUUCGUAUUGAUUAUCAUUCCCAUCGUCCCAUUAAUAAAGCUGAACGAAUGUUAUUCGGUGCUACUGCUGGUCUUGUUGGUCAAACAGUUUCAUAUCCAUUUGAUGUUAUACGACGUAGAUUACAAACUGCUGCUGUUAUUCGACCAAAUGAAGCAUCUUUAGGUGCUAUUGCAACAGCAAGUAAAAUAAUUCGUGAAGAAGGAAUCACACGUGGUUUAUAUAAAGGUGUAACAAUGAAUUGGUUAAAAGGACCAAUAUCUGUAGGUGUAUCAUUCGUAACAUUUGAUACCUUGAUAAAAUAUAUUCGUCGCUCGUCUUUAUUUUCUUAAAGUUAAUCACUUUUGUUAUGUAUUUUCUUUUAUGUUAAUCCCUUUUGUGAAUUACAAACGUAUGACUCUUUUCCUUUUUUUUUUUGAUAUUCACAUAUGAUUCUCUUUUCUUUCGAAAAUGAUAGUACUGUUUUUUUCCAGAUGAUUAAUGAUUUUCUACGUGUUGUUAGUAGGCAAUCGUAUCAAAUUUUAAAAAAUUCGAUUUGCUAUCGAUGGCAAUCAUCUUCAUCAUACGAUUCAAGAGAUAAUGAUUUAAUACCACCUACAACAUGUUGUAUGAGUAAUUGUGCUA